Molecule: messenger RNA, 3556 nt
Organism: Pungitius pungitius (ninespine stickleback)
Lineage: Eukaryota; Metazoa; Chordata; Actinopteri; Perciformes; Gasterosteidae
Gene: rnf130
Product: ring finger protein 130
Exons: 10
Coding region: 390-1637 (415 amino acids)
Source: RefSeq, a predicted model, not a curated record
CGCCCCUCUGCCGCCUCCCCUUGCCUGGCUCUGCGCCUGCGCAGUAGUGACCAACGCGAGACACGGGGAUCGAGCUUCCGCACGGUCCAAACAGCUGGAACAGAACGGGGAUUAAACACGGAACCGCUGCAGAAUCUGACGACCUCGAGCCCACCGGGCCGGUAGACCUUCACCGGGAGGACGGCGCUGCGCAGGCGGGAGCUGCGUGCGUGUCCGCCUGCAGACGGAUCUCAGUGCCGAGGACAUGGCGGCGUGAAGGUCCAGAUGUCGACCUGGUGAUGAUGCUCCACGAUCAGACAAACACACGGACACUGCCGUCUGUCCUGUCCCCGACUAUCUGAUCCACGGUACUGCUCACUGUUUGGAUGUGACACGACUGAGAGGACGACAUGAUGUCCCCCAGGUGGACCCGUAUGCCCGCCUCGUUGUUCCUGGUCCUGGUUCUGACCCGCUCGGUGGCAGCGGCCCGCUCUGACAGAAACGUCGUGUCAGAGGAGUAUGUGGGCGCAACGGUGAACGCCACGGUGAUGGACGGGCGGGGAAACGUUCUCCACAUGAUGAGCAGCGACGAGGGGACAUACGGACAAAACUCACCUAAGGUGGACACCAGGGGACUUGUCAUCACACCUGCCCAGCACCACGGAGUGGUGGACCGGCAGGGCUGCGACCCCGGAACCCGUUUCCUGGUCCCUCCUCGGAACGCUCACUGGGUGGCGCUGCUGCAGAGAGGAAAUUGCACCUUUAAGGAGAAGAUUCUGAAGGCGGCCGCCUACAACGCCACAGCAGUAGUCAUUUACAACAACUCCACCGACAAGACUGUCAAGAUGGGACACGAAGGUACUGGUGACACGGUGGCCGUGAUGAUCACAGAGGCGUAUGGUAAAGAAAUCCUGGCACACCUGGAGAGGAACCUGACUGUUGUGCUCUCUGUGGUGGUGGGUCAACGGAGUCCCACCAAAAACAUCAACCGAGGAUCGCUGGUGUUUGUCUCCAUCUCCUUCAUCGUCCUGAUGAUAAUUUCAUCAGCCUGGCUCAUUUUCUAUUUCAUCCAGAAGAUCCGCUACACCAGUGCCCGUGACCGCAGCCAGCGUCGCCUUGGUGACGCAGCGAAGAAAGCCAUCGGGAAGUUGACAACAAGGACGGUGAAAAAAGGAGACAAGGAAACCGAUCCGGACUUCAACCACUGUGCGGUGUGUAUUGAAGCGUACCAGCUUAACGAUGUGGUUCGCAUUCUGCCCUGCAAACAUGUCUUCCACAAGGUGUGUGUGGACCCCUGGCUCAACGAACACUGCACCUGUCCCAUGUGCAAACUCAACAUCCUUAAAGCUCUUGGCAUCAUGACCACUCUCCCCUGCGUGGACAGCGUGGUGUUGGAUGUGGAGCGUCUGGGUAUCGCUCAGGCGUCUGGAGGCCAAAGGGUGACGCUGGGCGAAAGCAACCAGCCGUCCAUUAGCCUAGAGCCACUGAGCCUGCCCCACCCCGAGGCCCCUCCCAGAACGCCUGCUGACAUCACCGUUGCUGUGACCAGUGGCGGUCACUUUUUUAACAGGAACUCAAUGUCUCCUCGCAGUUUAGUCUGCGAGAUGGAGCUACCAGACAUCCAGGCCUCGCUAGACCUCUAUGAAGACAAGUCCUGAGGCCCAUCGUCACUGUUCCUCCUCCUCCACCUGCUGAUGGACGGACAGCCUUUAUGGGCGCAGGUUGUGGGUUGUGUGGAGUGGGAGAGGGCGCGUUCCGAUAUAGACUACCUGGACGCACGUUAUACCAUCAUUAAUCAUCACGUUUUCUUUCCAACUGAACAUGGACUCUAGACUUUCAAGAAACAAUCCUGGAACACUCCCAUCAAAGUGCUUUUUUGUUUUUGGAAAACGUUUUCUAGAAAGGUCCCGAGCUCCCAAAAAGACUGCUUGAAAGGUUACUGAGGGACUCGGAAAGUUUGAUGGUCCCUGAAAAACUCAUGAAUCUGAAAGACGGUCCUGCGUUCUUAUAAAUGAUAUUGUCUCUCUCCUGAAAAGUCUCUAGAAGGUUCCUUUAACAACUUGAAAAAGAUUUCUUAAAUCUUUCUGAGUUUAUUUGGUUCCUGGGAAGGUUUGUGAGAAUAAUCCUCAGUGAUCAGUACUUUCCUGGACCUUAAAAUGAAGAACCCAAAACAUUGUAUUUAAAUAAUAUUCUUGGAAAAGUUAUUGAAGUUCUAAGGAGAUCCUUCAAAAAGAUACUGGCUGAGCUGAUUCCUGAUGUUCAUCAUCAGACUGGAAGCCAGACCAGUGGAUGACCUGGAUUCUCUGUGGAAACAAUCUAGGACUUGAAAGGUGGACAUCAUGAGGGUUGUGAGCAAAGCGACAUCACACCAUUCGACACGAUUCGAUUCACGGAGUGAAAAGAGCCGAACGUUGACAUCUCAGCUCAUCUUUGUGCGACUGUCCUUGCAGAAGGUAUAACCCAGGCUUAACAGUGUUAACUCCCCUGUAGCAUAACACCUGCUCAACAAGGACACUUAGAUUUAGAGGAGCAGUCUCAAAAUAUACUCUUUUAGUUGAAGUUCCUCAGCAAGCAAACCCGGGGUCCUCUGUUCUUCUUUUGAUGCUUCCAGAGAUUUAAAACUUCCACACCACAUGUAUUAAAUCCUCGUGUCCUUCAGAGUCAGAUGGGAAGAUCAGAGUUUAUUGGGCAUAUAUUAUGGACCCAGGGAGAAACCUCUCUAGGUCAAAAGAGAAAAUUGUCUGAUUUUCAGUCCACUGGUUUAGACCUUUUAGUUUGUCUGGAUUCCUCAAGUCUGGGGGCCAAUGAGUGGAGAGUCGGAUGGGGGUCACUACCUGUACUGCCACAAGCUGUAAGCAAAACACAUGUAAUCUCACCUUUUUCAUGUUUUAACUCCGUCCAAUUCAAUAAUCUACUUUUCAUUUGAAAUACAUUUCAUAAUAAAUAUAUAUUUACUGUAUCAUCAAAAGGUUGGACAAACUCAUUCAAUUGAAUGAGAGAGUGUGUCCAAACUGAACUGGUACUGUACAUGGAGAUUAUUCUCUAGUUGAUGCUAUUGUCAAUCCUUUUUAAGGUUGGGUCUCCUGGAUUCAUCGUCAGUGUCUCAUGUUAACUGCACUUAUUUAGCUUUCAGCUCUCACAACUAAUACAUAACGGGGAAAUAAAAAUUGACGACGGCAUUGACCCGCUAACUAACCCCAACAACAUGAAGGACCUUAAAGCUGCUAACAUGAAUGUGGUCCUGCCGUGUUCCCAUUUGCUGACAGAUGUGGCAUCCUCAGCUGGACCUAUGAGGUCACUGCUGUGUUCGUGUCACCCAGAGACUCGGAGUGUCUCCUGAAGUGACCGACGGCUCCUAUAAGAUGUAUUAAACUGCUUUUGAAUUACUCCGCGUGUAAUAAACUCCAGUGAAGGAGCUCCAUAUAUAAAAAGCAUUAUACAAUCUAUAACCUGACUGAUCAAUCAAUAUUAUCUUUGAAGACGUUUUUGUGUCACAUGGUGGUGAUGAUAGAGAGGAUACUUUCAGUUCACUCUGUCUCUUACUGCCUCAGAAUUAAAGUGUUAUUAUUGCCUUUAA